UUUCACUCUUUCCUGAACAACUGUGAGUGGACAGACAGGUGGGCGGGCUGCUGUGUGAGUGUGCUCAGAGGACAAAGUUUCCCCUCAUGCAUCAACAGAAGCUUUCUGCACCAAGCUGCAGAGCAAACACGUUCCUGUUGGGAGAGAGAGAGAGAGAGAAACAAGGAUCAUUUCCCUCAGACUCAGAGGACAUGGCUGAGACGAAGAAGAAGAAGAAGAAAGCUGUUUUGUUUAACUUCUGGGGAGUCGCUGUCUCUUCCAGACCUCGUGCAGUUUUCCAUAAACUGGAGGAGUCACACCACCUGCCAGGGGGUUUUCUGUCCAGCGUGGCGUCCCAGGAGGACGGUGCCAUGAGGCGGGCGGAGAUAGGCGAGAUGACGCUGUCUCAGAUGAUCCCGGCGUUCGAGGCGGAGGUCGUGACGGAGGCCAAGGUCAAGGGUGUGACCCUGCCGUCUGAUUGGUCGGUCGGAGUCCUGCUGCAGGAACUCAGAGACGCGAUGACGGACGUCCAACGAGACGUGUUGGAGACGGCUGCCCGUCUCCGUCACAGUGGUUUACUGACAGCCGUGCUGGCCAAUCACUGGCUAGAUGACAGCGCCGCUGGAGACCGUCACGCCCACCUUCUCUCGCUGCUGGGCGGCCAUUUUGACCUGGUCCUGCAGUCGUGUCGCUCAGGUCACAGGGUCCCCGAGCCCGCCAUGUUCAGCUCCGCUCUGCAGCACCUGGGGGUGACAUCACAACAGGCGCUGUGGUUGGAUGCAGACGAGGAAGGCGUGAAGGCAGCAGAGGGAGCGGGGAUGACGGCCAUCUUGGUGGAAAACCUGAACGACGCUCUCAACAAGCUGGCUGACUUUACUGGGGUUCAGGCUGUUGGAGCAGACAGUCCUCCCCCAUCCUGCAGCCCCGCUGGGUCCCACGGAUACGUCACCAUCGAGCCUGGCGUGAGGACUCAUUUUGUUGAGAUGGGCUCAGGUCCACCAGUGCUGCUGUGUCACGGCUUCCCUGAGAGCUGGUACUCCUGGAGAUACCAGAUCCCGGCCGUGGCAGCAGCUGGUUUCAGGGUGCUGGCUCUGGACAUGAAGGGGUACGGAGAGUCCACAGCGCCACCAGACGUAGAAGAAUAUUCUCAGGAGCAGCUUUGCAAGGAUUUAAUCACAUUUAUGGACAAAAUGUCGCUGCCGCAGGUCACUCUGGUGGGACAUGACUGGGGCGGCAUCCUGGUGUGGACCAUGGCUCAGUAUUACCCUGAGAGAGUGAGGGCUGUAGCGUCCCUGAACACGCCUCUGUUCCCCGUGGAUCCUGCUGUACCUCCUGCAGAGAGAAUGAAGGCCGUUUCCAUAUUCGACUACCAGCUCUACUUCCAAAAACCUGGCGUAGCAGAGGCCGAGCUGGAGAAAGACUUGGAGAGAACGUUCAAGAUUUUCUUUUUCAGCAGUGCUGAAGUGGGGACGCGUCCUGCCCUCAGCACUGCAGGCGUCUGUGCUCGAGGUGGUCUGUUUGUGGGUCUGCCGGAGCAGAUUCCCCGGGGCCGCAUGCUGACGGAGGCCGACCUGCAGUACUACGUCAGCCAGUACAAAGAGCGAGGCUUCAGGAGACCGUUGAACUGGUAUCGAAACGGAGAGGCCAACUGGAGGUGGAUGUGUUCUCGUCCUACUGGAAAGCUGCUGAUGCCUGCUCUGAUGGUGACGGCGGGUAAAGACCAGGUUCUGCUGCCGGCCUUCUCCAAGGGGAUGGAGGACUUGAUCCCGAACCUGAGCAGAGGACACAUUGAGGAGUGUGGACACUGGACUCAGAUGGACAAGCCGGCGGAGACAAACCGCAUCCUGGUACCGUGGCUCAGAGACACGCUGAAGGCGGCCGGAGGCGGUUCUCUGGCACCGAAACUGUGAAAGAGGGACGAUAAAGUCAGAAGAAAUGACCGAGGAGCUUAAAAUGAGCAGAAUAAAAAAACUCUGAAACAGUAAAUCUUUAAAUAAGUCCACUGAAAAGACUAAAAAUGUGCUUUUUUCUGGUUUAUAUCAUUCUGAAAGUCAGAUUUACCUGUUUUCAGACACAAUAACACACACUAUGAUUUCACAUUUAGCUUUGGGGAAUUAUAA
This is a messenger RNA of Etheostoma spectabile (orangethroat darter), 2099 nucleotides long. It is a transcript of the gene ephx2, whose product is annotated as epoxide hydrolase 2, cytoplasmic. Gene Ontology annotation, molecular function: catalytic activity. The record is from RefSeq and is a predicted model, not a curated record. NCBI's taxonomy places the organism in Eukaryota, Metazoa, Chordata, Actinopteri, Perciformes, Percidae.